Molecule: messenger RNA, 654 nt
Organism: Blastomyces gilchristii SLH14081
Lineage: Eukaryota; Fungi; Ascomycota; Eurotiomycetes; Onygenales; Ajellomycetaceae
Exons: 3
Coding region: 1-654 (217 amino acids)
Source: RefSeq, a predicted model, not a curated record
AUGAUGAAAGCUAUCAUCAUUCUUAGCUUUGUAGCGCAGGUUUUCACUGCGGCUGUUAGCCGCGAGCCCGACUCCGGUGACGAUACCAGCACCCGGCCCUUCCCCCUCCCCCCUCUCUCCCCUAUCCAGGCGGAAGGUCCGGAUCCAGACAAAGUAUACAUCGUUGGCCUUACGCAUGGCGGAACGGGAUGCCCCUCAAAUUCCGUCAGCCAUAUCCUUUCAGAUGACCGGACCGUCAUGACACUUAUUUUCGACGAAUAUGUAGUAUCGAUUGGCCCUGACGUUCCCAUCACCGACAGCCGUGGCUUCCAAUACUCGAUAUUCUUAACUGACUACCGAGGAUAUGCAAGGCUAGAUAAGGGUGUUAGGGGUGUCCAAAAGAGUACCUACUACUUUUCUGGUCAGACUAAACAGGCUUCCACCAUGACAGAGUGGAACGGUCCAAUGGAUAAAGACUAUCUUCUCCACGAUGAGACAGACCAUACCUCCAUCGUCUGGUCUCCAUGUGGUGCCAACGGAGCAUUGAAUAUCAAUUCCCAGAUUCGCCUAACCAGCGGUAAUCGGAACGCUCGUGGCGUGCUGACCACAGACUCCAUUGAUGCCAGUGUCAAGCAGAUUGUCCAUGUCAGGUGGCAGAAGUGCAAGCAAGCAUAG